Orycteropus afer afer is the source of this 1690-nucleotide messenger RNA. RefSeq names its product nucleus accumbens associated 1 (gene NACC1). Gene Ontology annotation, biological process: regulation of transcription by RNA polymerase II. The record is from RefSeq and is a predicted model, not a curated record. NCBI's taxonomy places the organism in Eukaryota, Metazoa, Chordata, Mammalia, Tubulidentata, Orycteropodidae. Gene Ontology annotation, molecular function: RNA polymerase II cis-regulatory region sequence-specific DNA binding; protein binding; DNA-binding transcription factor activity, RNA polymerase II-specific.
CGCCGGGAGCCCCCGGAGCGCGGCCACGGCGCAGCAGCCGCCAUGGCCCAGACCCUGCAGAUGGAGAUCCCCAACUUCGGCAACAGCAUCCUGGAGUGCCUCAACGAGCAGCGGCUGCAGGGCCUAUACUGUGACGUAUCGGUUGUGGUCAAGGGCCACGCCUUCAAGGCCCACCGGGCCGUGCUGGCUGCCAGCAGCUCCUACUUUCGGGACCUGUUCAACAGCAGCCGAAGUGCCGUGGUGGAGCUGCCAGCAGCCGUGCAGCCCCAGUCCUUCCAGCAGAUCCUCAGCUUCUGCUACACGGGCCGACUCAGUAUGAACGUGGGUGACCAGUUCCUGCUCAUGUACACGGCUGGCUUCCUGCAAAUCCAGGAGAUCAUGGAGAAGGGCACUGAGUUCUUCCUCAAGGUGAGCUCCCCCAGCUGCGACUCACAGGGCCUGCAUGCUGAGGAGGCCCCGUCGUCUGAGCCCCAGAGCCCCGUGGUACAGACGUCAAGCUGGCCGGCCUGCAGCACCCCACUGCCCCUCGUGUCACGGGUGAAGACAGAGCAGCAGGAGUCGGACUCUGUGCAGUGCACACCAGUGGCCAAGCGGCUGUGGGACAGCAGCCAGAAGGAGGCAGGGGGCGGCAGCAACAAUGGCAGCCGUAAAAUGGCCAAGUUCUCCACACCAGACCUGGCCGCCAACCGGCCGCCCCAGGCCCCAGUGGUGGCAACAGGGACCGGGCAGUUGGCCAGUGGAGCGGCGGCGGCCGGGGGCGUGGUGAGUGGGCCCAGCAUGUCGGAGAGGACCAGCCCUGGCACUUCAAGCGCCUACACCAGCGACAGCCCUGGCUCCUAUCACAACGAGGAGGAUGAGGAAGAGGACGCUGGCGAGGAGGGCACGGAUGAACAGUACCGCCAGAUCUGCAACAUGUACACCAUGUACAGCAUGAUGAAUGUCGGCCAGACAGCCGAGAAGGUGGAGGCCCUCCCUGAGCAGGUGGCUCCUGAGUCCCGGAAUCGCAUCCGGGUGCGGCAAGAACUGGCAUCCCUCCCCGCUGAGCUCAUCAACCAGAUCGGCAACCGCUGCCACCCCAAGCUAUACGAUGAGGGCGACCCCUCUGAGAAGCUGGAGCUGGUGACAGGCACCAACGUGUACAUCACAAGGGCGCAGCUCAUGAACUGCCACGUCAGCGCGGGCACGCGACACAAGGUCCUACUGCGGAGGCUGCUGGCCUCCUUCUUUGACCGGAACACGCUGGCCAACAGCUGUGGCACCGGGAUCCGUUCUUCCACCAACGACCCCAGACGCAAGCCCCUGGACAGCCGAGUCCUCCAUGCCGUCAAGUACUACUGCCAGAACUUUGCCCCCAACUUCAAGGAGAGCGAGAUGAAUGCCAUUGCUGCCGACAUGUGCACCAAUGCCCGCCGCGUGGUGCGCAAGAGCUGGAUGCCCAAGCGCAAGCUGCUCAUGCCCGAGGGCGAUGCCUACACAACCUUCAUUGGUGACAUGGGCAAGAUUGAGCCGGACAUGAUGGGCGUGGAGCAUGGCUUCGAGACGGCCAGCCACGACGGUGACGCCGGCCCCUCGGCCGAGGCCCUCCAGUAAUCCCAAGGACCCUCCCCAUGGAGCCGUCACACUCCCUUCCCACUAUACCCACCCGCCCACCCGCCAUCCUAGUCACGAGCUACUGUCUGCCCCUCCCCAG